AUGGCAGAGGUUCCUCAACUGACUCCCGUCGGGGAGAAUUCCCUAUCGGCAAAAUGCAAACCACAAGCCGUGGCCUACUGCCCCACGAUGGACCUGAUUGCACUGGCCACCGAGGACGAGGAAUUACGCGUAUUCCGGCUUAACGGGCAGCGUGUCUUUGGCGGAUCUUUCGGCGGAGAUCCCUACCUCGGCGAGGAUGAGGAGGACGGCGAGAUCAGAGGGAUGGCAUGGAAAGGGAAUGGUCGCCUCCUCGCCGUCGCGUGUGGAGAUGGUUCGCUGCGCAUCAUCAAUUCUCACAGCGGCAAGACGGUGCACCACUAUCAGAGCUAUCAGCAGCAAGGGUCACUCACCAACCAUUCUGAGCGUGCGAUGCCCAAAGCAACAUGUGUAGGAUGGGGUGAUAAUUUCACUGAUAGCAAAGCCGCACAGCGGCAGUUGGACGAGUCCGCAGGCCAGAUCUCCAUCGAAGACAUGCUAGCCCCGGGAACGUAUCCCUCAAAGGCAACCGCUUUGCUGAAGGCAGAUUUGCCCAGGGAACUUGCCCUGCUCGACAUCGAGUGCUCGCUGCCGAAGCUGAGCACCCUGCCUGCGACAGGCGGCGAUGACGACGUGUUUAGCUCGCGCGUGUUGCUUGAUUCCAUAUUCCAUUCUUCGAAAGGUAACGACGAUUCCGUAGAUGUGCUGUCUGUUGGAUUUGACGAUGGUACUGUCCACCUGCGCAUUUUCAAUUGCUUUGAAAUUGGCUCUUUCUCAAUUGGCCGUUCUCCCGGCGUCUCCGACUCGUGUCGUAUUUUGCGACAUGCUUCUCACCCCUUGAGCUCAACACAUGCUCUCCUGACAUCGCCGGCGAAGGGGGAUGCUCGGGGCCCCCUCGAGUUGGUCACGAUGGAUCUUCGUUUCAUUACUAACUCUGGGAAAUAUCUGUCUGUUCUUGCGUCCAAGACGACUCAGCUUCAGAAUCUGCUGCGCUACAUCGGUCAGGUGCAGCGGCAGAUUGAGCUUGAAUGGAAGAAUGCCCAGGAACUUCCUGCGCGUUUCUUGCGCAAUAUCAAUAUGGAUUUGCAGGAGAAAUGCCAGUGUGAUUUCAUUACUGCUAUCUAUCACCUCGUGGUCACUGGCCAUUGUUUUGAGCCUCUAAAGGAGUUUCUCACGGAUAUUAUUGGGGACAGAGGUCAGAAGAGAUGGGAUAAGGCUGUCUCGAGUGGCUAUGAGAACAUCCGGCGGUUGACACACGAAUGUCUUCUCCCGGCCCUCGAACGCAGCCAAGUACUUCUCAGUCGGUUGAUCGGGUUAUCCAAAUUCCAGAAGCUCAGCGAUGUCCUCGGCCUUGAUACGAUCAAGCUCAAUGCCAUUGGGGAGACACUUGAUUGCCUCCAUCUUCUGGCGCACCGCAUCCUUCUCCAUGCUAAUGAGGAACUGCAGCAGUUCAGCUCCUUUUCUAAUUGGCUGCGUUACGAGAUCAACAUCCUCAACCUCGAGCCUUUGUCACAGACAAUGGAAGAUGCGCAAGAGAAAAGGGACUCAAUCGAGGUCCCUAUCACGGUGAAGUAUAUCACAGGCGCGUUGACCAAGAGUGCGCUGCGCAACUUCAUCCGGCAACUCCCCAUGAUGGGAGUCGUUCAGCCUCCUGUCCCUGUCACCGAUAAGUGGCUCCCAGAUGGGCACGACCGCUCUUUCUAUGACACCUUCAAGUCGCUUCUUCAGCAGCAACGCCAGGCCCAGGAUAAGGGUGGUGAUGGUAGCUCGGUUGAGACGCCGAAGCUCAAUGACUUGACAAAGCGUCUGGGCAUCCAAUUCGACAAAGUCUUCACUGAAAUCGCCUUGACCCAACGCAGAGGAAUCCUCCAUCGCUCGCCUCUGACGCUUCACACUGAUUGCGAUCAAUCUGUUAUCGAUCUUACUUUCUGCUACGAGGAUGCCUUGGAAGAUCAGCCUUGCUCAGUAUACAUCGCUACCCGGUCAACCACGUCAAAAUAUCAAGUGUAUCUCUACCGUGUCAUCCUCGAUUCGGUCGGCGGCGUCAGCUCAACAAGAAGCACCUGCAUGGUAACCCUCAACCUACAAGACGGCGAAGUCCGUCAGCUCCAAUUUGUCGCCGACGAUACGCUCAUGGUCCUCUGGCGUGAUAGCAAAGGAUCAUCCUACCUUCUCAACUUCCCCUUCCAGCCCACCGCACAGUCUCAAGACGAGGCUCUCGAUCCAUCACCGUUGGUCCUCGACUACGUCGCAUGUGACAGCAAGCCGUCUACUCCCAAACCCAGUAUCCCAGCUAUGACACUAGACAUGUCGCCUGAAUCUCCUCAUGCAAGCAUAAUCGUACAUCGCUUCGCUCUUCACGGCCCCAAGGCAAGGCCUAUACAUGUCGACGUCAAUGGACGCAGGGGUCGACGCGCUGUCUGUGUUUUGUACGGUGAUCACAUGCGGUAUGAGGUUCUAGACUUGGAUGCUGCUAUGGGCGAUGAAGAACAUGAGGAGCAUGAAGACUAUGGGGACGAAGUGGACGAGGGCGAAGGUUAUGAAGACGAGGACGAGGAGUUUGAUAGCGAUGAAGAGAACGAUGAGAAUUAG
Messenger RNA from Penicillium bovifimosum, 2568 nucleotides. RefSeq lists its product as uncharacterized. NCBI's taxonomy places the organism in Eukaryota, Fungi, Ascomycota, Eurotiomycetes, Eurotiales, Aspergillaceae. Gene Ontology annotation, cellular component: nuclear periphery; anaphase-promoting complex. The transcript is spliced from 6 exons. Gene Ontology annotation, biological process: positive regulation of mitotic metaphase/anaphase transition; protein K11-linked ubiquitination; anaphase-promoting complex-dependent catabolic process. The record is from RefSeq and is a predicted model, not a curated record. The coding region runs from base 1 to 2568 and encodes 855 amino acids. Gene Ontology annotation, molecular function: protein binding.